AUGGUCAGUCAGGCAGCCAUGCGAGGCCAGCGUGUGGGGGAGAGCGAGUGUCGGUGCUGGAACCCGGCCGUCUGGCUCCUGGUGUCCCUGCUGGGAUCCAUAGUGUUGGUGGCCGUCAGCGUGCUGCUGCGACUCGCCAAUGGCGUGCAAACCUCCGUGAAGACGCAGUAUCAAGUACAACUGGUGAAUGGACGCAACAGGUGCGAGGGCAGGGUGGAGGUGCGCUUCAAUGACUCGUGGGGCACGGUGUGUGACGACGACUGGGACAUGGUGGACGCCAACGUGGUGUGUCAGCAGCUGGGCUGCGGAGUGGCUGUGGCGGUGGGCAGCAGCUCUCAGUUCGGACAAGGCGCCGGGCUCAUACUGCUGGAUAAUGUGGACUGCAGAGGAAGUGAAACAGACCUCAGCCAGUGCAGGAGUCUGGGCUGGGGCGUCCACAACUGUUACCACUACGAGGAUGUGGGUGUCACCUGCAGAGGUAAGGCCUUUAUACAACUGUAAGAUCUCACCACACCCCCCCAGGGGAACACUGGUUUACGAGAUGGCACCAUCCGUCUGGUGAAUGGACAGAGCGCCUGCCAGGGCCGGGUGGAGAUCUACUACCAGGGAAGCUGGGGGACAGUGUGCGAUGAUGACUGGAUCCUCAACAACGCCCGGGUGGUGUGCCAACAGAUCGGCUGCGGCACGGCAGUCUAUGCACACACAAACUCCUACUUUGGCUACGGCACCGGCCUGAUUCUCCUGGACAACGUCAACUGCUAUGGCACUGAGCAGGACCUGGGUAAAUGCAAAAGCCUGGGCUGGGGCAAACACAACUGUGGCCAUCAUGAGGACGCCGGAGUCACCUGCACUGGCAAACCAGCCAUUCGUGUGAUGAAUGGUAACAGUAGCUGCCAGGGUCGCGUCGAGGUCCUCUACAAAAAUGUUUGGGGGACAGUGUGUGAUGAUGACUGGGAUAUGCCCAAUGCCAACGUGGUGUGUAGGCAGCUUGGCUGUGGCCCAGCUAUUGCAGCCAAGACCCAGGCCUACUUCGGCUACGGUUCUGGUCCGAUCCUGCUGGACAACGUAGAAUGUGGCGGCUUUGAGCCAGAGCUGUCCCAGUGCUUCCACCUGGGCUGGGGUCAGCACAACUGUGGCCAUCAUGAGGAUGCUGGAGUAAUCUGUGCACCUUUUGUAUACUACAACGCAAUCGGACGUGACUUUAGAGUAACAGAACGGAUACCCGCCACCACCACCACACAGCCCUCUGAAGGAACGGUGAGACUGGUGGGUGGUCAGCACCAGUGUGAGGGUCGGGUGGAGAUGUACUUAAAUUCCGGAUGGGGCACAAUUUGCGAUGACGCUUGGGACCUCCCUGAUGCUCAGGUUGUGUGUCGCCAGCUGGGCUGUGGAGAGGCCACGGCGGCCCGGGGAGAGGCUUUCUUUGGGCCUGGAUCAGGAACAAUCCUGCUGGACAAUCUGAAGUGCAGCGGUGAAGAGGCUUCCCUGCAGGAGUGCUCCCAUAUAUCCUGGAACGUGCACAACUGUGACCACACCGAAGAUGCUGGCGUCACCUGCUCACUGUCGUGA
Molecule: messenger RNA, 1569 nt
Organism: Seriola dumerili (greater amberjack)
Lineage: Eukaryota; Metazoa; Chordata; Actinopteri; Carangiformes; Carangidae
Gene: ssc4d
Product: scavenger receptor cysteine rich family member with 4 domains
Exons: 8
Cellular component (GO): membrane
Source: RefSeq, a predicted model, not a curated record